AAAUAGGGCUGAGGUUCAUGACAAGUGUAGGAGAUGCUCUAUUGUGGGAUGUGCAGAGAAGUUUGGAUGAUGCAACCUCUCUCUGUGUUUUUUUUUUCUUUUUUCUUCCAGGCUUCUCUGUGGACAAAAUUAGGACUUUUAUGCAUUGUAGGUACAUUCAGUAAUAGUGUUUUCCCUUCUUGGGGAACCGUGUUUUUUUCUUUACCUUUAUAAUGAUCUUCUGGCAGCAGGUAGGGAACAGGGGCCUUCAGUUCUUCUGUGCCACAGUCUGUAAGCAAAUUCUGCCAAAUGGAGAGGAGACACAAGGAAAUGGUACUAAGACUGUACAGGACAAAGAUGAGUUGGAGUGGGGGAGUGGGUGAAGAGAGAAAUAUAGAUGGAAAGUCACUGAUGUUUAACCAGUUUUCCCCCUUCCUCCCUUUUAACUUGCAGAUAUCCUUGAUUUGCAGAAGGCAUCUCAGAAUGUUGUGUCAAGCUGCUCUGAGCCCUGUUGUCCGUUCCCCGGGAUGGUGCUUUGUGUUGUCUCCACGUGCUGUGGCAGCCAUUCCCCGUUCAUACCUCCCUCACCGUAACCAAAGGUUAAGGAAUGAAUCCCUCCGUUGUUGGAGCAACAUUCCGUUUCUCACGGUGCCGCUCAGCCGUGCCCAUGGAAAACCCUUUGCGCACCGGAGCGAGCUGAAGCACGCCAAGAGGAUCGUGGUGAAGCUGGGUAGUGCUGUUGUGACCCGAGGGGAUGAGUGUGGCUUGGCCCUUGGAAGGCUGGCUUCGAUUGUAGAGCAGGUCUCAAUGCUGCAAAACCAGGGCCGAGAGAUGAUGAUUGUCACCAGUGGUGCUGUAGCCUUUGGAAAGCAGCGGUUGCGUCAUGAGAUCCUGCUUUCUCAGAGUGUGAGACAAGCACUUCAUUCAGGCCAGAGUCAGCUGAAAGACAUGGCUAUUCCAGUGUUGGAGGCCCGAGCCUGUGCAGCAGCAGGCCAGAGUGGGCUCAUGGCCCUGUACGAGGCCAUGUUCACACAGUACAGCAUCUGUGCAGCUCAGAUUUUAGUCACCAACCUGGAUUUCCAUGAUGAACAGAAGCGUCGCAACUUAAACGGAACAUUACAUGAGCUUUUAAGGAUGAAUAUUGUCCCUAUAAUUAACACCAAUGAUGCUGUUGUUCCACCUCCAGAGCCAAACAGUGAUCUGCAGGGGGUAAAUGUGAUCAGUGUGAAGGACAACGACAGUCUGGCAGCACGACUGGCUGUGGAAAUGAAAACUGAUCUCCUGAUUGUUCUCUCAGACGUAGAAGGACUCUUUAACAGCCCUCCAGGAUCUGAUGAUGCAAAGCUCAUUGACAUAUUCUACCCAGGCGACCAGCAGUCUGUAACAUUUGGAACCAAAUCCCGAGUGGGAAUGGGUGGCAUGGAAGCCAAGGUGAAAGCAGCUCUGUGGGCCCUCCAAGGAGGCACCUCUGUAGUGAUUGCAAAUGGAACCCACCCAAAGAUCUCAGGUCAUGUCAUCACAGAUAUUGUGGAAGGGAAAAAAGUUGGAACUUUUUUUUCAGAGGUAAAACCUGCAGGCCCGACAGUAGAACAGCAGGCUGAGAUGGCUCGAGCUGGUGGCAGGACCCUGGCAGCUCUACAGCCUGAGCAGAGAGCGGAGAUUAUUUUUCGUCUUGCUGACUUACUAACUGACCAGAGAGAAGAAAUUCUCUUGGCAAACAAAAAGGACUUAGAAGAGGCUGAAAAUAAAGGGAGGCUGGCUCUUCCUUUGUUGAAGCGCCUGAGCCUGUCCACGUCGAAGCUGAACAGCCUGGCCAUCGGGCUGCGCCAGAUCGCGGUGUCCUCGCAGGACAGCGUGGGCCGCGUGCUCCGCAGGACACGCAUAGCAAAGGCCCUGCACCUGGAGCAGGUGACAGUGCCCAUCGGGGUCCUCCUCGUCAUCUUUGAGUCUCGUCCAGACUGUCUUCCACAGGUGUCUGCUUUGGCCAUAGCCAGUGGAAAUGGCUUACUACUUAAAGGAGGGAAAGAGGCAGCACACAGCAAUCAAAUCCUCCAUCAUCUGACACAAGAAGCCCUCUCCAUUCACGGAGUCAAAGAUGCAGUGCAGCUGGUGAACACGAGAGAGGAAGUAGAAGAUCUCUGCCGUUUGGAUAAGCUGAUAGAUCUGAUCAUUCCACGUGGUUCAUCGCAGCUGGUCAGGAAUAUCCAGAAAGCUGCCAAGGGAAUCCCAGUGAUGGGGCACAGCGAAGGGAUCUGCCACGUGUACGUGGACACGGAUGCCAGCGUUGAGAAGGUCACACGGAUAAUCAGAGACUCAAAGUGUGAAUAUCCUGCUGCCUGUAACGCUCUGGAAACUCUCCUGAUCCAUCGCGACUUGCUGAGAACCCCGUUGUUUGAUCAGAUCAUAGACAUGUUGAGAGUAGAACAGGUGAAGAUUCACGCUGGCCCAAAGUUUGCAUCUUACCUGACAUUCAGCCCUUCAGAAGUGAAAUCUCUGCGCACGGAGUACGGGGACCUGGAGUGCUGCAUUGAGGUGGUGGACAGCGUUCACGAGGCCGUUGAACAUAUCCACAAGUAUGGAAGUUCUCACACGGAUGUUAUUAUCACAGAGAAUGAGGAAACAGCAGAGUUCUUCCUCCAGCACGUCGACAGCGCUUGUGUUUUCUGGAAUGCCAGUACCCGAUUCUCUGAUGGCUACAGAUUUGGACUUGGUGCUGAAGUGGGAAUUAGUACUUCUCGUAUCCACGCACGUGGACCAGUGGGAAUCGAAGGACUCUUAACUACCAAGUGGUUGCUGAGGGGGGACAAUCAUGUUGUUUCUGACUUCUCAGAGCACGGGACCAUGAAGUAUCUUCAUGAGAGCCUCCCGCUCCCUCAGAGAAAUGCCAACUGAGAAUGUUGGGGUUGGAGUUAAAACCCAGGGGUAUAAUUAUUUCCUGAAGAUGUCCAGGCUUCAGGACACUCUCUGGUGAAGGAGUUUGUCUUUCAUCUUCAGGAGCAUUGUCCUUGGUCAUUUGCAGUACAGUUAAUACAAAAUGAUCGCAUCGAUGAGAUUCCCCCCCCUUUCAGUUUCCUUAAACAGUAUCUGCAAGCUGACCUCACUCCUCCCACAGACAGAUUUUUCCAAAUCAUGCAGGUAAUGUAAGAAAGGACUUCAACAUCUGCUGCAUUCUUUUUUUGUCCCAAUGCUCCCUAUAGCAAAUAUGCUUGGUGGUGGAGCAUAAUUUUUUUUUUUCAUAAGUCUUUGUUUUAUUCAAGUAUCUGUUCUGGAGAACAGACUCAAUAGUUUUGGUUUUGAGCGGUUUUUUCUUCAGUUUUAUGAUCAUGGCAGCUCUUGAAAGCCAGAAAGCUUUACGCUUAGUUUCUGUGUAUUUGAUAACUCUUGAGACAGGGGGACAGAUGUUCCAAAUGUGUAGUAAGCUUUUGACCAAGAAACCUUUUAUAUCUAUUUCUUUGUAUUGUUGACUAUUGUAGAUAAAUAACAUAAUUGUCUGCUGCA
Messenger RNA from Manacus vitellinus (golden-collared manakin), 3477 nucleotides. RefSeq names its product aldehyde dehydrogenase 18 family member A1 (gene ALDH18A1). The record is from RefSeq and is a predicted model, not a curated record. Gene Ontology annotation, molecular function: glutamate 5-kinase activity; ATP binding; glutamate-5-semialdehyde dehydrogenase (NADP+) activity. Lineage: Eukaryota; Metazoa; Chordata; Aves; Passeriformes; Pipridae. Gene Ontology annotation, cellular component: mitochondrion; cytoplasm. The transcript is spliced from 17 exons. The coding region runs from base 289 to 2871 and encodes 860 amino acids.